CAGCAAGCCACGUAUUCUUCACCCUCUGGGAACGGGCAUAGCAGGACAGGGGCAAGAGAUCACUCCGUCCUUCUGCCUCGAUUGCUCAUUCGCGAACCUUUGACCCCAAGGAAGCACCUUGUUCAGACAGGAUAUAUAAUGUUCCGCGCACUCUCAAAAGGAAGCACCGUUGCAGCCGCGCUGGCUCAACGCCAGGUUCUCGCCACACAAACCCGGGUUCAUGCCGCUGCGACCGUAGCCUCAUUCCAUAGCUCAUCUUUCUGGAACAACAACAAUAGCAGCAGCAACAAGACUAGUGGCGACACUGAACUUUCGGACAUCUUUGCCACGAUUCGUUCGAACAGCAGCAACAGCGGCGACAACAUCAACACAGGCAAAACCAGCAAGUUGCUGAACAGCUCUCGCAGCAGCGCCGGAACGACUGGUGCUGCACGCUCAGGGACCUCUUUCUUUGGCCUGGGGGCUCCAAAGGCGAACACGACAUCGAACCCGAUUCAUCUGGACACGAACCAUGCGACGGAGGGACGUUCGUUCAAAGUGAACUCCCCGGCGAUGAUCGAUCAGACAUACAGACGGUUGCGUACGGCCCUGAACCAGUCGAACGUGAAGCGGGAAUUGCGUCUGAGGAGGACUUAUGAGACAGGUCAUGUGCGGAUGAGACGCGAGAAGCAGGAACGGAACAAGAAGUUGUUUGGAGCCAUGGUCAGGAAGAAGAUUGAAUUGAUCAAGUUGAUGAAAAUUCGCGGUAUGUAAAGGGGCGGGCAUAGUGCAAAGCAAUUGCGGACAGGAUAAACAGCGCACUGAAGGGAUAUUAUUGCAGGAGUCAAUAGACUUUUCUUUUUUUUUUAGAAAAGGAAUAAAAAAAAAAAACGGCACAAAAUAUCUUGCAG
Molecule: messenger RNA, 890 nt
Organism: Gamsiella multidivaricata
Lineage: Eukaryota; Fungi; Mortierellomycota; Mortierellomycetes; Mortierellales; Mortierellaceae
Exons: 2
Coding region: 139-753 (204 amino acids)
Biological process (GO): translation
Cellular component (GO): ribosome
Molecular function (GO): structural constituent of ribosome
Source: RefSeq, a predicted model, not a curated record